UAGCAUCACCCCCCUCCCUCGGACACGCUGUACUCCAACCCUCCAGCAGCAGCUUUAUACCCGCAUCGGUCUGUCAGUGUGUGCUGGUCUGACUGGGAGGAGGUGGAUCUAUACCUACUGGUACUGGUGGUCUGAGUGGAGCUUCAGCAGACCUUUACGUGCAGAUUGCCAACGGCGGAUUGUUUGUGGGGGGAAAUCAGGAUCCCUGCCAACGUCAUCCUCUCAUCCACCAGUUUAUUUAUUUAUCAUCGGGGCUUUUCUACUCUGACAGCCACACAGCCGUCACCAUCGUCACCAUCACAGGCUGGGAGGCUGUGGGAAGAAGUCGCCCUGCAGCCGGGGGCUUUGGUCUGGGUCGCCUUUUUAAAGCCUCCAUCCACCCCCGAGUGUGUGAAGAAACACCCCGCAGAAGGAGUACUAUUCUGGGGGCUGAGGGAACCGCCGAAUAUCCAUGAGCUCCGAUUUUCCGCACUACAGUUUCAGGAUGCCAAAUAUAGGGUUCCAAAAUCUUCCCCUAAAUAUCUACAUUGUGGUGUUUGGGACGGCCAUCUUUGUCUUCAUCCUCAGCCUCCUCUUCUGCUGCUACUUAAUAAGGUUACGGCACCAGGCGCACAAAGAGCUUUAUGCAUACAAACAAGUCAUCCAGAAGGAAAAAGUGAAAGAAUUAAAUUUGCAUGAGAUUUGUGCCGUGUGCUUGGAGGAGUUCAAACAGAAAGACGAGCUGGGGAUUUGUCCGUGCAAACAUGCCUUUCAUAGGAAGUGCCUCAUUAAGUGGUUGGAGGUGAGGAAAGUGUGCCCGCUGUGCAACAUGCCCGUCCUGCAGCUCGCCCAGCAGGCCGGCAGCACGGAUCCCCCUGUGCCAAUACAGCAGCCUCUACCCGGCAUCGAGAACCUGGUGUAGCAGACUCAAUCCCUCUCUUAUAUUACACUACAAACACACACAAACACACAUCCCAUCACUCAUACUCUCACAUGUACAGGUACACUGUUGGUAUGAGUCUGUGGACAGAGCAGAGAAACUGGAGUCCAUGCGCAGAUGCUCACAAAAACUCUGCAGCCAUCGUCACCCCUCGUAUCCUUGCAUUGGGUCACAGAAGGAUUUCCUGAUAUCAGUUCUGACUGAUAAUCAGCUCUUUUCAUGUUUUUCUUUUCGCGGACAAAUGAAGAAGAGUCGAUCUAGAAGAAGUUUCCUUCUUGGCCAAUACGGGGUCGAUAACUUUUUCUCAACCAAAGCACUUUUCUGGGGACACUAGCUAAAGACCAGGAGGAAAAAAAACACAAAAGCCAAGAACUACAAUAAACUAAAAUACAAAUUGUUUAACUUUUUCUUUUUUUAACAAGCACUUUAUGAGAAGGCAAACCUUAAUUGCUUGUGAUCCUAGUAGCAAGGUUGUGUUUUAUAUUUUAUCAUUAACUAUUAUUUCUUUGUACAGUACAAAGCCACAUGGGCUUUUAUUUUUAAUUAGUAAAUUAGUAAACUUUGAUUUGUAAAAAAAAAAAAAUCUCAAAGGGACAA
Sebastes umbrosus (honeycomb rockfish) is the source of this 1516-nucleotide messenger RNA. It is a transcript of the gene rnf24, whose product is annotated as ring finger protein 24. Gene Ontology annotation, molecular function: ubiquitin protein ligase activity; zinc ion binding. Gene Ontology annotation, cellular component: endomembrane system. NCBI's taxonomy places the organism in Eukaryota, Metazoa, Chordata, Actinopteri, Perciformes, Sebastidae. Bases 452 to 901 code for a protein of 149 amino acids. The record is from RefSeq and is a predicted model, not a curated record. The transcript has 6 exons.